Molecule: messenger RNA, 834 nt
Organism: Solanum verrucosum
Lineage: Eukaryota; Viridiplantae; Streptophyta; Magnoliopsida; Solanales; Solanaceae
Product: delta(7)-sterol-C5(6)-desaturase-like
Exons: 3
Coding region: 1-834 (277 amino acids)
Biological process (GO): lipid biosynthetic process
Molecular function (GO): iron ion binding; oxidoreductase activity
Source: RefSeq, a predicted model, not a curated record
AUGGAGGAUUACUUGAAGGUGUUCGUGGAGGAGACAUCGUUUUACAAUCGUCUGGUUUUAGGUACAUUGUUGCCGGAAUCAUGGUGGGCACCACUUCCUCACUUGCUUCAAGGAUGGCUCCGUAACUACAUUGGCGCUCUUCUAAUUUAUUUCAUCUCCGCUUCCCUCUGCACCUUCUACGUCUAUCACUUGAAUCGCAAUCUCUAUAUUCCCAAAAUUCAUAUAUAUGAGGCCAUACUAUCAAAGGAAGCAAUGGUGUUGCAGAUAUCAGUUGCCAUGAAAGCUAUGCCUUGGUACUGUGUCCUUCCAUCACUUUCUGAGUACUUAAUUGAAAAUGGAUGGACUAAAUGUUUUGCAAGAAUAAGUGAUGUUGAAUGGCUUACCUACUUCAUCAAUACAGCUAUUUAUCUUGUAAUAAUUGAGUUUGGAAUCUAUUGGAUGCACAAAUUAAUGCAUGACAUAAAACCUCUGUACAAAUAUCUGCAUUCUACACAUCAUAUUUACAACAAGCAAAACACACUUUCCCCAUUUGCUGGAAUGGCACUCCACCCACUGGAUGGAGUACUGGAGGCGAUGCCACACGUCGUAGCUCUAUUCGUUGUGCCAAUGCAUUUCACUACACACAUAGGGCUCUUAUUCAUGGAUACCUUAUGGACUGCUAAUAUUCAUGACUGCAUACAUGUGAAGGUGUGGCCUGUAAUGGGUGCUGGCUAUCAUACUAUUCAUCAUACAACAUAUCGACAUAAUUAUGGUCAUUACACAAUAUGGAUGGACUGGAUGUUUGGUACUCUUAGUCAUCCUGUUGAUGAUCAACAGGAUGACAAGAAAAUGUAA